Messenger RNA from Talaromyces rugulosus, 864 nucleotides. RefSeq lists its product as uncharacterized. The record is from RefSeq and is a predicted model, not a curated record. NCBI's taxonomy places the organism in Eukaryota, Fungi, Ascomycota, Eurotiomycetes, Eurotiales, Trichocomaceae. Bases 1 to 864 code for a protein of 287 amino acids. The transcript is spliced from 4 exons.
AUGGCUUUCUACAAUCCCUUCCGGAAACACGAGACGCACAGUCACAACACCCUGCUUGUGUACCAGGUGCUGUCAGUCCUGUCCUGGGCUCUGGUUGCUAUCUCAGGCAUCUACUAUUCCGUCCACAAGCCUCACGACACCAAACAUGGCCACAGCAUCUGGAAACAAGCCGACAAGCACCCGACCCCGUUCUCGCAAAACACCACCAUCACCGGCAUCUACUGGAUCAUCCUGCUUCUGUCGCAGAUCAGCUAUCUCUGGCAUUUCUUCUCCAAGAACUCGGUGCUCAUCACCGCCGCCGCCAAUGUCGCCUCGCAUUUCAUCCUGAAUAACCUGCUGAUCUUUGCCUUUAUCAUGCUCUGGGUGCGCAGCUACUUCUGGCCCGCCGAGAUUAUCAUCAUCGUCCACCUGCUGAGCCAGUCGUCUGCCUACUGGACUCACCUGGGCUCUCCGCCAUUCGUACACUGGCCCGCCAUCGCCGGCCCCUAUGCCUGGGCCCUCACAGCGCUGUUUUGGAAUGGCGCUGUAGCUGUGCAUGCCCACAACCUGCCCUCGCGCAUUGUGGCCAAUGUGUUUAUCUGGCUGAUAUUCUUGAUUGGAUGGGUGCACAUUUUUGCCGCCAAGGAUUAUAUCUUUGGCUACUCGCUGAGCAUCCUGACUCUCUCACUCGCCGUCAAACAGCUCGCGGUCAAGGUCAUCGCCUUGCAGUGGAUCUUUGCCUUUGUCAUCUUCGCCGUCUUUCUUGUUGGCUCCUUGUACGUCUCGUCGGCAGCGUAUUCCGGGCGUGAUUUGUGGCUCAGACGAGUUGUUGCGCCGGAGUCAACGGCGGAUCGGGAGCGUGAGCCGUUGCUCAAUGAUGCUUAG